AAGCACGACCAAGGUGUACUCACCUCUAAGCUUUUCCAUCCUUUGAACCCUGGACAAUUUAUUGUGGUAUAUGGACGUGUGAACAGUGAUGCGAAAAGGUUCUCUGUGAAUCUCCUGCGUGGCGCACGACGCAUCCAGGAACCAGGUGCUGAAGCAGCGCUUCAUUUAGAUUUUCGUUUUGAUGAGGGCCAAAUCGUUAUGAAUACAAUGGUGCAGACUCUAAAAUGGGGUGAGGAAGAAAGAAUACCGAAUCCGUUUAGACGAGGUGCGGAAUUCCAUAUCAUCAUUCGAGCUUAUUUGAAUGAAUUCGAAAUAUUGGCGAACCACAAAAAGAUUACCGAUUACAAGAUGCGCCUUCCGCUCAAUUCAAUUCAAUACUUGACUGUGUACGGUGAUAUAACGGUGCUGGGUGCACGCUUGAGUGCUGAUUGGCCGAAAAGGCUUCCGAUCAGAACAUCUUUCGAUGGUGGUCAUUUUUUGAUUGGUGAGUGGUUUAGUGGUGUUUUUUCUUUUGUUUUUUUUUGUUUGGGUUGCAUAUAUCGCGUGGCCAAGAAUUCGUUCAUUUAA
Anisakis simplex (herring worm) is the source of this 567-nucleotide messenger RNA. Lineage: Eukaryota; Metazoa; Nematoda; Chromadorea; Rhabditida; Anisakidae. The record is from the annotation of a GenBank genome assembly.